This is a messenger RNA of Oncorhynchus mykiss (rainbow trout), 2462 nucleotides long. Its product is annotated as phosphatidylcholine-sterol acyltransferase. Gene Ontology annotation, biological process: lipid metabolic process. The record is from RefSeq and is a predicted model, not a curated record. Lineage: Eukaryota; Metazoa; Chordata; Actinopteri; Salmoniformes; Salmonidae.
CCCUCGUUUUAGUUGCAACUGUUAGCCGGAAUGAAUACAGCCCAGCUCUCGUCCGCCUGACCUAGUGAGAGAACUGUACAUUUUGACACGAUUAAGAUUUGGGCAAUAUUUUGACAGAAUGGGACACGCGCACUGCUGUACUGUGCUCCUUAUAGUAUUCCUUGCGCUACAGCAAGCUGCUGGAUUUUGGCUCUUCGAUGUCUUUCCAUCAAGUUUCAAAACUCAAAACAAAGUGCCAAACAAUAGCACUCCGCCGGUUCUUAUAGUGCCUGGGACUGCAGGAAACCAGCUUGAAGCCAAGAUUGACAAGCCAAGCCGUGUGCAUUGGAUGUGCUACAAAAAGACAGAUGACUUUUUCACACUUUGGAUUGACCUGAAUAUGUUCAUGCCAAUUGGGAUUAACUGUUGGAUUGAUAAUAUAAGAAUUGUAUACAAUAGGACAACUCGCAAGUCAUCCAAUUCUGCCGGGGUGUCUGUGAGAGUGCCUGGUUUUGGACAAACAUAUACUGUUGAGUUCUUGGACAACCACAAGCUGUCAGGUUAUUUUAAUAAUAUGGUUACACAUUUGGUCAACAUGGGAUAUGUCCGCAAUGAGUCUGUCCGAGCAGCACCAUAUGACUUCAGAGUAGCUCCGAACGAGCAGGAGGAAUACUUUGCACGACUGAAGAAGCUGAUUGAGGAUAUGUACGAGAGGGAUCAACAACCACUUUACAUCCUGGGCCAUAGCAUGGGAAGCAAUUAUAUCCUCUACUUCUUAUAUCAGCAGACCCAGGCUUGGAAAGACAAAUACAUCAAAGGCUUCAUUUCACUUGGAGCACCCUGGGGUGGGGCUGUCAAGACCCUUCGAGUACUAGCAUCAGGUGAAAAUCUUGGCAUCCCACUGGUGUCCAACAUCAAGAUCCGGGAGCAGCAGCGGAUGACCACCACAAACCCCUGGAUGCUUCCAUUUGAAGAGGUCUGGCCUACAGACCACGUCUUCAUCUCCACGCCAUUAUUCAACUAUACCCGCCAGGACUACCAGCGCUUCUUUAAAGACAUUGACUUUGAAGAUGGCUGGUUCAUGUGGGAAGACACCAGAAACUUGACAGCUGGUCUGCCCCCUCCUGGUGUUGAGAUGUACUGCUUCUAUGGUGUGGGGCUGCCCACACCGGUUACCUAUAUUUAUGACGACCAGUUCCCAAAUGCAGACCCCAUAGACUAUGUGUAUGCUGAUGGGGAUGAUACAGUGGACAGUCUUAGCCUCGGUCUUUGUAAACGCUGGAGAGGGAAGCAAGCACAGCCUGUCCAUGUCAAGGAAUUCAGGUCUAUGCCCCACAUGGAAAUAGUAUUAAAUAGGAAGGUGAUCAAUGUGGUCCAGAGUAUUCUGGAGGGAAGAUAUGGUGAAGAGGAUUCUACAUUGAUGAACUGAUGAACAUCCCAUUGAUUCCCCACUCAUGCAAGAUCAGGCCCAGCCGGACCAGCCUCCCAAAUCUAUAGUGUAAGCUUUUGGGGAGAAAAUUAUUCACCCUCCCAAUAUACAUACUAUUACUGAUGCCAGUAGGCUAGCUACGGAGGUGGACUUAUACACAAUGUACAACCCACUAGGAACACCUGCUCUUUCCAUGACAGACUGACCAGGUGAAUCCAGCUGAAAGCUAUGAUCUCUUAUUGAUGUUACUUCCAACUUCAAUCAGUGAAGAUGAAGGGGAGGAUACAGGUUAUAGAAUGAUUUUUAAGCCUUGAGAUAAUUACCACCCCAUAAAAUUAUUUGCGCCUCUACCAGAUGGAAACUAAAAGUGUAAUAGCUGUGCUCAAUGUAAUGGCACUUACAAAUGUAGACCCUUCAAACACCCUCAAACAGGGAAACGGAUCCCAAUCAAAGGUGUUAUCAUGUGCUCCACUAAGGCAGUUAUUUGUGUUAUAACUUUUCCUUGUGGUAAAAAUUGUGGGUAAAAGACAGCGCAAAUUAAAAAUAAGAAUCAUGGAGCAUCGUAGCACCAUUAGGUGCAAAAACUAGACGUACCCAGUUGUGGCCCACUUUUUGGAAGCGAACCACUAUUUCGUCCCUUCGUGAAAUCGCCAUCGAACAUGUCACCCUCCCAAGAAGAGGGGGUGACCUCAAAAGAGAGGCCGCCUGGAUCUUUCAUUUAAAGACCCCCUCUCUCUUGCUCCCUUCUGUAUCAAUGUAGACUUUGAUCUGAAGCCAUUCUUGUGAUUGAUUUUCCUAUUCAUUGUAAAUAUUUAUAGGCCUAUGUAGACAAAUUGUAUCUAUGACUGUAUGUUAUUCAUUCAUGCUUUUUACAUGUUCUAUUUAUAUCUGUAAAUCAACCAAUGAAAUCAAGCCACACCCAGCCAUGAUUAGACACCUGUGUGUCCUUUGAAACUAUAUAAACUAGUGAACCGCGGUGUUUGUCAUUAUACCCUGAUGAAAACAGCUUGUCUGUCGAAACGUUGGUUAUUAAAGUAUUGCAUCUGAACUCCUA